AUGAAGAGUUCGAAAUCCAAAACAUCCAACUCUUUAACGGCAGAAAAAUUGCAACAAAUCAUCAAAAACGUACGAAACGCAUCGAGAAUUAUCAACGCACCGGGAGACAGUGACGAUGAACGUGAAUGUCACAGAAAGUUUUCGCACGAUGAUGGCAGCACUCGAAACGCAUCACAGUUAAAAAUUUCCCACCGGAAGCUGACGGCAGACGAGAUUGAUAAAUUAAUGAAAAAUCUUGCAACGGCCCAGCGCCCUUUGGACGAACCCGGUUGUCUAGCGGCAUCAGCCGGCUCGGCCGGUGAAAAGCAACAAGUGGAGCUGGAAGCAGUCGAGCUAUCCGUGCUGGAGGACCAAUAUGCUGAAUCGGAAAUUUCUUUCACCAGCUACCGCCUAUCGACAGGAUCACAUUCAGAACGCGAGCUGUCCGCUGACGUAGAGGACAAUUUAGCAUAUUCCCGCGAAUCGCUUCGGUCCUUCAACGACAACGUCGACAAUCAAUCCGACCGCUCGCACGUUGAAUUGAAUUUCUCCCCAGCGCCGGCGACUCCGGUGCCAUUAUUCGCUUUCCGACCGAUUGAGCAAACUGCGUCGGAAGAGUACGAAAGUUAUGGCGAAAUUUCGCGAUCCACCGUCGAUAGGCCAAUUAUGCAAGUUAAAGUGCGUCCCCUGCCUGCAUCGCAUUCCAUCCGGACGAAGUGCCUUCGCAAGCCACCAUCCGACGACGAGCUGCCGUCGCUGAUUGAUUUUCGACAAAUUGAGCGUAACACAAUGGCAGCAUGGAAGCUUCGGGUAAAUGGGAAAAGCUGCAACCACCACCACCACCAACGGUAA
Molecule: messenger RNA, 831 nt
Organism: Anopheles moucheti
Lineage: Eukaryota; Metazoa; Arthropoda; Insecta; Diptera; Culicidae
Exons: 2
Coding region: 1-831 (276 amino acids)
Source: RefSeq, a predicted model, not a curated record